Cicer arietinum (chickpea) is the source of this 1048-nucleotide messenger RNA. RefSeq names its product LOB domain-containing protein 41-like. Gene Ontology annotation, biological process: regulation of gene expression. The record is from RefSeq and is a predicted model, not a curated record. NCBI's taxonomy places the organism in Eukaryota, Viridiplantae, Streptophyta, Magnoliopsida, Fabales, Fabaceae.
UCACAAUCACAAUCCUUCUCUAUAAAAAAACUCUUCAUACUAUUUAUUCUUAUAUUUUUAGAUAAAUUUGAAUUUUUUAAUAAAAUUGAGGCGAAAAAGAAAAGGGUUGAAUCAAAAUGCGAAUGAGUUGUAAUGGAUGUAGGGUUUUAAGAAAAGGGUGUAGUGAAGAUUGUAUUAUAAGACCAUGUUUGGAGUGGAUCAAGUGUCCUCAAUCACAAGCUAAUGCAACUGUUUUUCUUGCUAAGUUCUAUGGUCGUGCUGGUCUCAUCAAUCUUAUCAAUUCUGGCCCUCAAAAUCUUCGUCCAGCAAUUUUUCGUUCAUUGCUAUAUGAAGCUUGUGGGAGAAUCGCGAACCCGAUUUAUGGGUCAGUUGGUUUUUUAUGGUCAGGUAGCUGGCAGCUCUGUCAAGCCGCCGUUGACUCUGUUUUAAAGGGCGAGCCGAUCAAGCCAAUAACUUCAGAAGCCGCAGCAAAUGAGCGGGCCCCACCGUUAAUGGCAUACGACAUACGCCAUGUGGCUAAGGACGAUAACUUGAAGGAGACUCAGCAAGCCAAGACUCGGUCCCGGUUUAAACGAACCAUGAAGCCAAAGGCAAGCAAGAAAACCGGGUCCGGUUUGGUUGAGGAGAAGAAUGAGUCUGAGUCGUUGUUGAGCUAUCAUUGUAAGGAUAAUGAGAGUGGGGUUUCGGUUGAAACUUCGAUCCUUUUUCACAACGAACCGGAGUCUAAACCUAAGAUGAGUGACCGAGCCGACGAAAAUGUGACCGAUGAGGUUGGUUUGGAGUUGAGGCUUGGAAUAGAACCGGUUUCACGUGAGGAACAUGUGGUUCCCAUAAAGAAGAGAAAAAUUGAGUUGAAAGAUUGGGGUGUCUCGUGUAAGGUUGAACUUGGGCUUGAGCUUGUGGCUUGAACGGCUUGUGUUGUUUUUUAUUUAAUCGGCUUCUAUAUUUGUAGAUGUCUAGAUGAUAUGAGAAGUUUCGAUGUAGAAAGGAAAAAAGUUGUUAAUUAUGUUUUUUUUUUUUUUAAUAUAUAUUUUCUCUAAUUUUUUUU